Messenger RNA from Carya illinoinensis, 2697 nucleotides. RefSeq names its product probable terpene synthase 9. Gene Ontology annotation, biological process: diterpenoid biosynthetic process. The coding region runs from base 896 to 2557 and encodes 553 amino acids. The record is from RefSeq and is a predicted model, not a curated record. Gene Ontology annotation, molecular function: magnesium ion binding; terpene synthase activity. The transcript has 9 exons. NCBI's taxonomy places the organism in Eukaryota, Viridiplantae, Streptophyta, Magnoliopsida, Fagales, Juglandaceae.
AAGACUGAAGACUGAAAUGAAAACUUUCUUCCUCUCCCCCUUCUGAAACCAUCAAAAUCCCUAAUCCUAACCCCUCCCCAACCCGUCGUGGCCCUUACCCCUCCCUAAGCCUGACUCAAGGUCAAGGUACCUUGUGAACUUUGCACACGAAGAGUUCGCAUUAUGGGAAAGAAAAUGCCUCAGAUUUACGUUUGUGAGCUCCUUGAACGUGUCGAAGAAUGCGGUGUGUUUCAAGAGGAGGUUUUCGUUGGGAGUGAUCACUUGGUUGUAACUGAGGGCAAUUGACGCCCUAAAACAUGGUCAUGUUUACGAAGGAUUCGAAAGCGAAGAACCGAUGGCUUGGGUAAUUUGUAAGGCCUCAAUCUAUAUAUGUUAGAUAAAAAUAUCCAGUCUUAAUUCGUAAUUACAUAUAUCAUAAUUGAUUAGCAUCCCAAUAAUGCAUUCGUACAUGGGGCAUGGGGUCCCUACCCGGCUAAAUUUUGAUUGAACCAGCGAAUGAAUCUUGGUUUUCAAAAGGGAGACGGAGUCUGAGUUUUUCAAUCUGCCAUAUGACAAAUGCGCACGGACCCCAUCUCUCAAUUUGCCGACUAUAAAAGUUACCUAUGUACGUUAGGCAGAAAUGUUGAGCAGCUGUGGACCAAUAGCUAAAGGUGGACCAGCCGCUCUGCACUGAAUUAUUUGUUUCUAGAAACUGUACAGGAAGAAGACGAGGUUUUCACAAGUGAAAGCUUUCUAAACUGGCCUGUUCAUGAUCUUUUUAAUCGUCCAGGUUGGAGUAUAGUGUUUUCCUCGUGCUACUAAUUAAAGCUCAUGUUGCGUUACGCUUAACUGCCAAAGACACGUAGUUUUGCCACAGAAUAGAAGAAGAUCAAGAAGAAGCAGCCAAGGACUUCCCAUGUUUCCCACCAUGAUCGUCCCAAAGCUCCAUGGAUUACAAGCCAAACCACGGAGAUCAGCUCAUUACCAUCCUAGCAUUUGGGAUCCGAACCUCAUUCAGUCCUUGAGUACUCCCUACACUUAUGACGAGUUCCACUCGACCCGAUUGGAGGGGUUGAAACAAAAUGCUAAGUGCUUGCUUACAUCCAAUAAUAAAGACCCCUGUGUCCUGCUAAAGCUUAUUGACACGGUGCAGCGGUUAGGAGUGGCUUACCACUUUGGAAAGGAGAUAGAAGUAGCUCUCAAUCUUUGUUACCCAGAUCACACUACCAAUCUGCUCCAGACUGCUUUGCACUUUCGAAUUGCAAGAGAACACGGUUUUCCAAUUAGCUCAGACGUGUUUGAAAAAUUUAGAAGCAGAGAUGGAAAAUUUAUACAGGACGGUUUAAGCAGGGAGAUGGAGGGAAUUUUGGCUUUAUAUGAAGCCUCUCACUUGGGAAUGCAUGGAGAAAAUAUUUUGGAAGAGGUUAAGGAUAUUAGUACUAAAAGCCUGAAAUCAUUAAUGGGAAAAUUUGAUAGUGAUUUUGCUAAGCAAGUGAAAGAGUCACUGGAAAGACCCCUACGUUGGAGGAUGCCAAGAGUUGAAGCUCGUAACUUCAUUGAUGUGUAUCAGAAGGAUACUGCAAAGAGCUUGACUUUGCUUGAGCUGGCUAUUUUGGAUUACAACUUAGUGCAAUCUGUAUAUCAGCAAGAAGUUAAGGAGUUAGCAAGGUGGUGGAGAGAGUUGGGUUUCAAAGAGAAGCUACCUUUUUCAAGGGACAGGUUGAUGGAGAAUUUUUUGUGGGCAAUGGGGAUUGUUUCUGAGCCACAGUUCUCAAAGUGCAGGAUAGGCCUCACCAAAUUUGUAUGCAUACUAACAGCUAUAGAUGACAUUUAUGACGUAUAUGGAUCCAUGGAUGAGCUUGAAUGCUUUACCAAUGCUGUAAAUCGCUGGGAAAUGAAGGCAAUGGAGAACCUUCCCGAGUACAUGAAGAUUUGCUAUGUUGCCAUGCUUAACUUUGCUAAUGAAGUCGUCUUUGAUGUUCUCAAAAGCCAUGGCUUGGAUAUUUUUCCCUACAUUAAAGAAGCGUGGGCAAAUCUUUGUGGAUCAUAUUUAGUAGAAGCUCAGUGGUUUUCCUGUGGAUACACUCCAACUUUGGACGCGUACUUAGAAAAUGCAUGGAUUUCUGUUGGUGGUCCUGCAGCCAUUGUCCAUGCCUAUGUUCUGCUUGGGUGCAGUACCUUAACAAAAGAGUCACUUGAUUGUCUACAGCAUGGCUCUGGGCGGCUAAUAUAUUGGUCAUCUCUUAUUACUCGAUUAAGUGAUGAUUUAGGGACUUCAGAGGCUGAAAGCAAGAGAGGUGAUGUGGCAAAAUCCAUCCACUGCUACAUGGUACAGGAAAGUGUAUCCAGAGAAGAAGCUCAAAAUCACAUAAAGAGCUUAAUCAGCUAUUCAUGGAAGAAACUGAAUGGGGAGUGUGCCAAAAACUCCCUGCCAAAAUCGAUCGUGAAGAUGUCAUUGAACAUGGCGCGCACUUCUCUAUUCAUCUUCCAACGUGGUGAUGGUAUUGGCACAUCGACGGGGUCUAUGAAAGAUCAUUUAACCUCACUAAUUGUCAAACCUAUCCCUAUUGAAUGUUGAUAUAUUUGGUCUAGCUUUGUCAUUUUCUCAGUGCAUGCAUCAUUAAGGUAUAAUCACGUCAAUCAGUCGGAUUUGCAAAAUAUAACAAUAAUAAUAGGGUACGUAGAUAUCACGUUUUCUGUGUUUUACUUUCAGAAUAA